GCAUCGGGCGUGAAAGCGACUUAUAAUCCUAGCCGUGCGAGAUGCGUAAGUACGCGAAACACUGGCGGGACUCGGCAUCGGUGAUCAUAGCAGCUCGUAACCCAGGCAACGUCCGGGAUCUCCAUGGAUACAAUUAUAAGGUUCUCGUGUUCAAGCGGACAGAAAAUACCAGCUUCCUGCCCAAUCACAUCGUUUUCCCUGGUGGUUCCUUCGACCCGCAGGAUGAUUCCCCACGUUGGUUAACGGACUUCGAGGAGUGGAAAAUCACCCCGAAAGCGAUACGUUCCGUAUCGGCAGUAUCUGCGCCCCGGCCGUACAUCUUCCAGACGACGGAAAGCGACAAACUUGAUCGUAACAUAUCCGUCCGGUUGUGCGCCUUACGGGAGUGCUUCGAGGAGCUAGGUGUGCUUCUGGUGGCCGAUAAACGAUACCAAUCCAGCGGUGGUUAUAGCCGGGCAAGGGAAGGAUUCGACGUGCGCUCCUGGCAAACGGAUGUGCACGAUGGCAAGAAAGCGUUCCGUGAGCUGUACCGCGAGCUGCAGGAAGUGCCGGAUCUCUGGGCUUUGUACGAAUGGUCCACGUGGAUAACACCAACCACGUUUCGCCGCAAGCGCUUUGAAACGGCGUUCUUCCUGGCCGCACUUAAUGAAACUCCUGCCGUUUUCCCCGAGCCGCACGAGGUGGAGGAACACAUGUGGGAAACACCCCGUGUUCUUCUCGACGCCCAUUCGGAAGGACACCUUUGGCUUGCUCCACCGCAGGCAUACGAACUGAAUCGCUUGAGCCACGUGCACGAUAUCGACGUGCUCGUGGGGUUUGCCCGUGCACGAAAUCACCGAGGAACGACCGCAUUCUGUCCGGUUGGGUAUAAUGCAUCCGAUGGGUACAUUGGUGUGCUUCCAGGGGACGAUCUGUAUCCGGUGGGCUUCGAUUUCGUCACCGACAACGAGAACAUGAACCAAUUUGCUGAUGUUCCGAUCGAGCAGUUGAGCGACGCCGCACAUAACCUGCAUCGUGUGGUGCAUCGGAGCUUGCAGCAUCAAACGUACCUGCACAACGGACCACCGCUGGACGGCCAUCUGCAUGUGCUGGGAAGGAACGAAGGGCUUUCGAAACUGUGAUAUGUGUGGGUUCCCUUAGGGGCGGUGGAAGUUGUUAAUAAAAUACUGGGAUGGGUUUUAAAGUUGUACAACACGACACGACAUGUGUGGUAUUUUUAUUUGAGUGGAUACGGUAAUAAACUACUGGAA
Molecule: messenger RNA, 1250 nt
Organism: Anopheles nili
Lineage: Eukaryota; Metazoa; Arthropoda; Insecta; Diptera; Culicidae
Product: acyl-coenzyme A diphosphatase NUDT19-like
Exons: 3
Coding region: 42-1121 (359 amino acids)
Cellular component (GO): mitochondrion
Molecular function (GO): hydrolase activity, acting on acid anhydrides, in phosphorus-containing anhydrides
Source: RefSeq, a predicted model, not a curated record